Molecule: messenger RNA, 589 nt
Organism: Schistocerca gregaria
Lineage: Eukaryota; Metazoa; Arthropoda; Insecta; Orthoptera; Acrididae
Exons: 3
Coding region: 105-461 (118 amino acids)
Source: RefSeq, a predicted model, not a curated record
UGCAGGUCAGGCCAAAGUGUCAAAGUCUUAUCUGCACAUGUGCACUGCUGAUUGUGUACUUGCAGGACAAUAUCUGUUUCUUCUGUAACUACAUCCAUGGAGUGAUGUCACACUUCCACAUAAGCUUACUGUUACUGGCUGGUUACCUGGUCACAGCCACCCAUGCAGGUGCUGGAGAUAAUCAAACAGCAUCCACUCCAGAACAGGAAGUUCCUUGGGUGGCAUGUGCUACACUGGAGUGUGACAAGCCGUGUCCCAUACUUCCACCCAGCUGUCCCUCUGGCAUCAUCAAGAAGUGUGGCUGCUGUGACGUUUGCUGGAAAUACCUGAAUGAAGGACAACUGUGUCGCAAGUUCCUUCAAGGAAACACACUGUGUGGUCCUGGUCUUGUCUGCAGCAGUAGUGGCUUAUGUGAACAUCUGCCUAAAGCUUCCAGCAGUGAGGAGCAGAGCUCUGAGUGAAUGACUACACUGAAAUUUAGAAGGUGACAUAAGAUGUAAAUAUGUAUCUCAGACAAUAAACAGAAUGUAUAAUGCUUCAAAGCCAGUACUUUAGCAAAUAUAAAGUCCUGAAAUCAAGUGCUAAUAAA